AUGUCAGAACCCGCGCAAAAUGGGACGGGCCCGGCCCCUCCGUACUCCAGCAAGGAGGCGGAGCCCUUCAUGGAGACCGCGGAGGCAGUGCUGACUUGUUGGCGUUACUCCGUGGACGGAGUGGUGAUGAACGGGACUGAUACAAUCAACUCAACCGCCAGCUCUCAAGCCCAAAAGAAGAGGCAGCAGUACAGCAAGCACAAGAACCAAGGAGGCAGCGGGGUGCACCGAAGUCCAAGGGCUCUUUUUUGUUUGUACCUCAACAACCCAAUCCGUAGAGCCUGCAUCAGUAUUGUAGAAUGGAAACCGUUUGAUAUCCUCAUUCUCAUGACUAUUUUUGCAAACUGCGUGGCAUUGGGCGUCUAUAUCCCUUUUCCUGAAGAUGACUCCAAUACCGCAAACCAUAACCUGGAACAAGUGGAGUAUAUUUUCCUCAUCAUCUUCACGGUGGAGAGCUUCCUGAAGAUCAUUGCCUAUGGACUGGUCUUGCACCCUAGUGCCUAUAUCAGAAACGGAUGGAACCUGUUAGAUUUUGUCAUUGUAGUUAUUGGGCUUUUCAGUGUAAUCCUGGAACAGUUUUCGCACAAGCAAGGAGAUGCACAUCACAUGAGUGGAAAGCCUGGGGGUUUCGAUGUGAAAGCCCUUAGAGCGUUUCGUGUACUGAGGCCUCUGCGACUUGUAUCGGGUGUCCCAAGUUUGCAUAUUGUAUUAAACUCUAUCAUGAAAGCCAUGGUGCCCCUGCUUCACAUCGCAUUGCUGGUAUUGUUCGUCAUUAUCAUUUACGCCAUCAUCGGGUUGGAGCUUUUCAUUGGACGAAUGCACAAGACUUGCUUUUACAUUGGCUCAGAUCUUAUCGCAGAGGAAGAACCUGCCCCUUGCGCUUUUUCUGGCCAUGGGAGAGAAUGUCACCUGAACAGCACCGAGUGUCGGGGCAAAUGGGAAGGGCCCAAUGGGGGAAUCACAAACUUUGAUAAUUUCUUUUUUGCUAUGCUGACCGUGUUCCAGUGCAUCACUAUGGAAGGCUGGACUGAUGUUCUUUACUGGAUGCAGGACGCCAUGGGCCACGAGCUCCCCUGGGUAUACUUCGUCAGCCUGGUUAUCUUCGGAUCAUUCUUCGUCUUAAACCUUGUCUUGGGUGUGUUGAGUGGGGAGUUCUCAAAGGAAAGAGAAAAAGCCAAAGCCAGGGGAGACUUCCAGAAACUGAGGGAGAAGCAGCAAAUGGAGGAAGAUCUGAAAGGGUAUCUGGAUUGGAUCACGCAGGCUGAAGAUAUUGAACCAGAAGGGGAUGAGAGAGAUGAACGACACCGCGUCUCUCUGGCCGACUUGACGGGCAGGAGGAAGGGGAGACUUCAAUGGUUAAUGCAUCCUAACCAUUCCUCAGAAACCCACACCAGCCUUCCUGCAAGCGAGACGACAUCACUGAAUACAGAGAAUAUAGACGAUGAACAUACAAACUGCUGCUCCCUGUGCAUGAGCAAGCUGGGUCAGACAGGUUGCUGUCGAAAGCUGAGACGAUGGAACAGAGCGUUAAGGAGGAGAUGUCGUCUGGCGGUAAAAUCUGUCACUUUCUAUUGGAUGGUUCUGAUCCUGGUUUUUCUUAACACGCUGACCAUAGCAUCUGAGCACUACCGGCAGCCGGAAUGGCUGACCCAGAUACAAGGCUAUGCUAAUAAGGUGCUGCUUUCUCUCUUCACUCUGGAAAUGCUCCUGAAAUUGUACAGUCUGGGUUUCCAGGCCUAUUUUGUGUCAUUCUUCAAUCGAUUUGACUGCUUUGUCGUAUGCGGUGGCAUCCUGGAGACCGUUCUUGUUGAGUUCCAUAUCAUGUCCCCGCUGGGAAUUUCUGUCCUUCGCUGUGUGCGGCUGCUGAGGAUCUUCAAGGUCACAAGACACUGGGCAUCGUUAAGUAACCUGGUCGCCUCACUGCUGAACUCCAUGAAGUCCAUUGCUUCUUUACUGCUGCUUCUCUUCCUCUUCAUCAUCAUCUUCUCCUUGCUUGGGAUGCAACUUUUUGGUGGAAAGUUCAACUUUGAUGAGACCCAAACCAAAAGAAGUACUUUUGAUACCUUCCCACAGGCACUGCUCACUGUAUUCCAGAUCCUGACCGGUGAAGACUGGAACGCAGUGAUGUAUGAUGGGAUCAUGGCGUACGGUGGCCCAUUCUUUCCAGGGAUGCUGGUCUGCGUGUAUUUUAUCAUCCUCUUUAUAUGUGGAAAUUAUAUAUUACUGAAUGUCUUCUUAGCUAUCGCUGUGGACAAUCUGGCUGAUGGAGACAAUAUUAACAGCAAAGAUAAGAAGGGAGGCAAGAAGUCAGGGAAGAAAGAAGAUAUCUCAGCCAAGGUCCCAGCUGAAGAAGAUCACGAGGAAGAAGAGGGAAGUGAAGAAUCUGAAGAUGAGGAAGAUGAAGAGGGAAGUCUACCGGAUUCUCACCUGGAUAAACUGGCUGAGUUUGCACCAAAGGAGAAAGUCCUUCCAAUCCCAGAGGGCAGCGCCUUCUUCAUUCUGAGCAACACCAACCCACUCAGGGUUGGUUGUCAUCGAUUGAUUCACCACCAUAUUUUCACCAAUCUCAUCCUCGUCUUCAUCAUUCUAAGCAGCAUCUCCCUGGCAGCAGAAGACCCAAUACGGGCCCACUCUUUCCGUAAUCAUAUUCUGGGCUAUUUUGACUAUGCUUUCACCUCCAUCUUCACAGUAGAGAUCUUACUGAAGAUGACAGCAUACGGUGCCUUCCUGCACAAAGGCUCUUUCUGCCGAAACUGGUUCAACCUCCUGGAUCUGCUUGUUGUUAGCGUGUCUCUCAUCUCCUUUGGGAUUCACUCAAGUGCCAUCUCGGUGGUAAAGAUUCUCCGUGUACUGAGAGUGUUACGUCCACUGAGAGCCAUUAACCGAGCCAAGGGGCUAAAGCAUGUCGUCCAGUGUGUGUUUGUUGCUAUCCGCACUAUCGGUAACAUCAUGAUAGUCACCACCCUCCUCCAGUUCAUGUUCGCCUGCAUCGGGGUUCAACUGUUUAAGGGCAAGUUCUACAGCUGCACUGAUGAGGCCAAGCAUAGUCCGGAGGAGUGCAAGGGCACAUUCAUUGUGUACAAGGAUGGAGAUGUCACCCACCCAAUGGUGCGGGAGAGAAUCUGGCACAACAGUGACUUCAACUUUGACAAUGUCCUGUCUGGAAUGAUGGCGCUUUUCACCGUGUCCACCUUUGAGGGCUGGCCAGCGCUGUUGUAUAAGGCAAUCGAUGCCAAUGGGGAAAAUGUUGGACCGAUUUACAAUUACCGCGUAGAAAUUUCCAUCUUUUUCAUCGUCUACAUCAUCAUUAUUGCAUUCUUCAUGAUGAACAUUUUUGUGGGUUUUGUGAUCAUUACGUUUCGAGCACAAGGAGAGCAGGAGUACAAGAACUGUGAGCUGGACAAGAACCAGAGACAAUGUGUGGAAUAUGCUCUGAAGGCUCAGCCUCUGCGCCGCUAUAUACCCAAGCAAAAGUAUCAGUACAAAGUCUGGUACAUGGUCAACUCCACUGGCUUUGAGUACAUUAUGUUUGUACUUAUCCUUCUCAACACCAUCGCCCUGGCAAUGCAGCAUUAUGAACAGUCGAAGCCAUUUAAUUAUGCCAUGGACAUCCUAAACAUGGUUUUUACUGGUCUCUUUACUGUGGAGAUGCUGCUGAAACUCAUCGCUUUCAGACCUAAGCAUUAUUUCUGUGAUGCCUGGAACACAUUUGACGCUUUAAUCGUGGUGGGCAGCCUUGUCGACAUUGCUGUGACAGAAGUCAAUAAUGGAUGGCAUGUCGGGGAGAGCUCAGAGGACAGCUCCCGAAUAUCCAUCACGUUCUUUCGUCUCUUCCGUGUGAUGCGUUUAGUGAAGCUGCUAAGUAAGGGAGAAGGUAUAAGGACAUUGCUGUGGACAUUUAUAAAAUCUUUCCAGGCUUUGCCAUAUGUUGCUCUCCUGAUAGCAAUGAUAUUUUUCAUCUACGCUGUCAUUGGCAUGCAGACAUUUGGAAAAAUCGCCAUGCAGGAUGGGACUCAGAUUAACCGGAAUAACAACUUUCAGACCUUCCCUCAGGCUGUGCUGCUGCUCUUCAGAUGUGCCACCGGCGAGGCCUGGCAGGAGAUCAUGUUGGCCAGUUUACCAGGCAAGAGAUGCGACAUUGAAUCUGACUUCGCUCCGGAGGAAGAGUUUACCUGCGGAAGCAACUUCGCCAUUGUGUAUUUCAUCAGCUUCUUCAUGCUUUGUGCUUUCUUGAUCAUCAACUUGUUUGUUGCUGUCAUCAUGGACAAUUUUGAUUAUCUCACAAGAGAUUGGUCAAUUCUUGGGCCCCAUCAUUUGGAUGAGUUUAAGAGGAUCUGGUCUGAAUAUGACCCUGAAGCAAAGGGCCGUAUUAAACACUUGGAUGUUGUAACGUUAUUACGCCGUAUCCAACCUCCCCUGGGAUUUGGAAAGCUGUGCCCACACCGUGUGGCAUGCAAGAGAUUGGUCGCCAUGAAUAUGCCCCUAAAUGCAGACGGUACUGUGACAUUCAAUGCUACGCUUUUUGCCUUGGUACGGACCUCACUAAAGAUAAAAACUGAAGGGAAUCUGGAAGCUGCUAACGAGGAGCUGAGAGCUGUCAUUAAGAAAAUCUGGAAAAGAACCAAACAGAAUAUACUCGAUGAAGUCAUCCCUCCCCCGGAAGAGGAGGAAGUAACAGUGGGGAAAUUUUACGCCACUUUCCUGAUCCAAGAUUACUUCCGGAAAUUUCGUCGCAGGAAGGAAAAGGGUCUUCUCGGAACAGAAAACCUGCCAAACAAUUCUACCACGUUGCAGGCUGGACUACGGAGCCUACAGGAUCUGGGAUCUGAGAUUCGAAGAGCGUUGUCCUGUGAUCUUGAAGAAGAAGACCUGUCUGCAUUUAGAGAUUUGGGGCGUCAGGUGGUAGAGGAGACGGCGUUAUGUGAAGGUGCCCCAGAUUUGGUCAAGGAACGUCAGCUUUCUUCAUCUGUACUCUCCCUCACCAACUCUAUUGGAGGGCGUGAGGAGCCACCUCCUGCCCCCCGCAGAUCUUCUCUCGUCAACCGAUCUGGUGGAGGAUCCAAAGACAGCCUUUUGACCCUUCCUCCAGCACCGACCAGUGGGACCAGUGUGAAGAAGAGGCAGCUCAGCACACGCAGAAGAAGCUCAGAUGCGACCUUUAUACCACCCACCGUGCACGAGCAAGAGGAAACCGCUACUGAAGAUGAACAGAGGUCGAAGACAUCCUCCCCUGUCUACCCCCUGAACAAUGAGACGGAGAGGAAGCAAAAUCUGGAGGACUCUUUGAAGCGCCCCGUGUCUCCAGAAGAAAGAAAACACUUUCCAUCCACACCCGCAGCACCUCCUGCAGCUCCCAGGGCUAAUGGCACUGUAGAUGGCAGAGGACCACCUCGACGGCGACUUCUUCCACCUACUCCAGGAAGCAAAUCCGCCUUCAGUAUCCAGUGCCUGAAAAGACAGGGAAGUUGUGAUGAUAUCCCUAUCCCAGGAACAUACCAUCAAAACGCACCGCCCUGCCGAACCAGAGUGAGUAGCGUUUACGGAAGCUCAGACUCCUGGCAAAGAAACAAUUAUCCAGCAAGCGGUCCACACUCCUGGGCCAAUCCCCCAAAACGUGGUCGUCUACUCUAUGCCCCUCUUAUUUUGGUGGACGAAGACAGCAGCCUGCCCACUAUCCCUUGCACUCACUGGUAUAGAGAAGAAGAGGACAAGGCACCUUACUGCACUUAUACCCAGCUUCAUGUGCCUGGGCAGAGGCUGAAGGAAAAGAGAGGGAGCGCAGAUAGCCUAGUGGAGGCGGUUUUGAUAUCUGAGGGUCUGGGCCUCUAUGCACAGGACCCAAAGUUUGUUGCUUUCGCUAAACGCGAGAUCGCAGAUGCCUGUCACAUGACCAUUGAUGAGAUGGAGAGUGCCGCCAGCGACCUUCUAAGCCAGAGUCGAAAAAGCAGUUGGAGCGGAAGCACCGGAGGGAGACCUAAUGGAGAUGACAUGAUGGGACAAGUUUACAGCGACGAAGAAUCUGUGCACUGCAGAGAUGAGGAGGAGCUGAGGGAUGAAAUGGCGUGCGUAUCCUCCUUCUGAGACUCUAUUUCCUUCUGAGAGGGAGACUAGCCAAAGCACCUUUAUUGUGAGCAGAUACUACACCAAUAUGGACGCCUGUCAGUUCUCGUCAUUCUACAUGAUCAUAGAAUAAGGCAAUAACCCCAAUAACUGUAGAAAGAAAGCUAACCUGCAUGUUCCGAGGCUAAUAUAAUACUAUCUUCUUCCCAUUUUGUGCAAGAAUCUCCUGAAUUCGUAGAUUGAUUUAGCGCAGGAAGAUGAUGGCCUCGUAUGAGCCGUGCACCUGCCUCGGUCAUCCUAUGACAACUCUUUG
This is a messenger RNA of Bufo gargarizans (Asiatic toad), 6373 nucleotides long. It is a transcript of the gene CACNA1F, whose product is annotated as calcium voltage-gated channel subunit alpha1 F. Gene Ontology annotation, biological process: calcium ion import across plasma membrane. The transcript has 48 exons. Gene Ontology annotation, cellular component: voltage-gated calcium channel complex; membrane. Gene Ontology annotation, molecular function: high voltage-gated calcium channel activity. Bases 1 to 6081 code for a protein of 2026 amino acids. Lineage: Eukaryota; Metazoa; Chordata; Amphibia; Anura; Bufonidae. The record is from RefSeq and is a predicted model, not a curated record.